AUGGUCGAAAAGCGGUCGCGUGCGUCAAAAACCCUUCUAGUGGCCAAGAAUGGGGAAGCCAAAUACCUUGUCAAGCUGGAACACGACUCUCCCCUAUCAACAGACUCAGCAGAAUUGAUUCGCUGCCUCCCCAAGAAGCCUAGAAUUCUUACUGGUCUAGACGACGAUGGCAAAACGACUCAAUUCUGUCUGUUAUCUGACAGCCAGAAAGCAGAAUUCCUUGACGCCCUCUUUAAGGCGCGUCCUUUCUACGAACCGACGUUGAUUCGUGCAUCUGUCGCGUCGAAAGACCCAUCUUCAACAACCCUGUAUCCGACACUCGGAGUUGACACUACCCUCCCGCAGUUCCGAUUAGACAAAAACAAGUCAGAGAAUAACAUUUCUUCUAAUUUCUUCUCCUCCGCCAGACCAGCGCAAGAUGAAUAUCCAGUCUGGUAUUUCUUCUAUGGCACCCUUGCCGAUGCCGGCAUUCUCUCUCGUAUCAUAGGCUCUAGCGAGGAGCAAAAUUCCAUCACAUAUAAACGUGCUAGUGUUCAGCGAGGACGGCUCUGUACAUUGAAUGAGAAAUACUGGGCGUUGGUGGAUGCGGAGCAACAGUCGAAAGUCGACGGGUGGGCAUAUCUGGUGAAGAACCAGCACGAGGAAGAUUCACUUCGAGUGUACGAGACAGGAAUAUAUGAAGUGGUCAGAUGCACAAUGGAACUUAUGGAUGAGAAACAAAUCUUCAUCCAAGGACUCACGUUUAGGCUUGCUUAG
Trichoderma asperellum CBS 433.97 is the source of this 756-nucleotide messenger RNA. RefSeq lists its product as uncharacterized. The record is from RefSeq and is a predicted model, not a curated record. NCBI's taxonomy places the organism in Eukaryota, Fungi, Ascomycota, Sordariomycetes, Hypocreales, Hypocreaceae.